CAAAGGAAAUUCAAAACAACCAGGCCAUUAUCCCUAGUCUUCAUUAUGCCUUCCACCAUCAGACAGAACGGCCCAGCCUAUGUCACCAAGCCCGUCAAGGCUGGAAAGACCGACAAAAAAGACCCCAGUGUCUGCGGCCCGCUCUUCGUGGCAGCCAUGAACGGUGAAGUGGACCAGAUCGACAAUAUCCUCCAGCAGGACCCCAAGAAGGUUGACGAGAAAUGUGACGAAUGCGACGGGUACACUCCCGUUAUUGUCGCAGCCAUCUAUGGCCAACUCAAAGCCGUGGAACGUCUCUGCCGCAAGUGGAAUGCCAAUGUCGAGAUCCGCGAUGCCAACAGCUACACCAUCGUCAAGCUUGCCCUCGACCAAAACCAUGGGGACAUCGUCGACUGGCUGAUCAAGGAGUACCCCAAGAUGAUCAUCACGGACCCACGUCAUCCAAAGGGAGCGGAAUGGCUGACCGCCCAAUUCUGGAAGAUGUGGAACAAUAUCGAGGAGGAGGCUAGCAAGCCUCCAAAGGACGUGUUGGACCAGCUUCUCAAAGGCCAGCUGAAGCCCGAUACUGAUCGGACUGUUUCGGAAGUCUACUGGGAGCACAUCCUGCUUCGAUACAUCGGUGAUGUGCCCCUGGAUAUUAACCGGAACUACUCCACAAACUUAAGGAUGGCAUUUUGUGGAACCUUUGAUCGCACCUUACACGGUCAUGAGGGUAUCAGAGAGUCUGCUAGAUUGCUCAAUUUGGUGUUGCCGACGACCCAGUAUAACAUCAUCGGCACGCAUGUGGCUCCCAAGGGCCAGUGGGUGACUGAACGUUGGGAGUACCAUAAUUAUAAGGACAAUCUUCAGGUCCUGGAUGGAAUUGACACUUUCCUGAUUAAUGAGGAUGAGGGCAAGAUUGAGGUGAUGUUGAUCAACUAUAAUGUCUAUAACUUGGAGUGGAUUGAUGAUCCGGAGCGCCCUCGCCCGAACACACGAGUUUGAUUCACUGCAGUCCCUCAGGGCUAGAGUUGCCCGAUAUGGAUGUGCGCUGUGUCAUAUUCUGCGUUGGGCUGAGAAUGGUUUGGAAAAGUUUUUUUAAAAAAAAAAAGAUUUAUUUGUUGAUUUGUGUUAGUUUUAUCUCGUGACCUAGGGGGUUACUUGAUGUUUUGUUAAGAGUUGUCAGACAAAAAACACCAAAAAAUAGGAAAAAAAAAUAUUGUUGUAGUAUGAGUGUCAAAGGUCUAAUUCCCAGCCCGCGUAGAUAUACAUAGGCAAAUUAUGACUGUAAUGCAUUAUGACCCAUCACCUUUAAUAAGUUUGGGGAAUUAUCAAAA
This is a messenger RNA of Aspergillus alliaceus, 1316 nucleotides long. RefSeq names its product ankyrin repeat domain-containing protein. NCBI's taxonomy places the organism in Eukaryota, Fungi, Ascomycota, Eurotiomycetes, Eurotiales, Aspergillaceae. The record is from RefSeq and is a predicted model, not a curated record. Gene Ontology annotation, molecular function: protein binding. Bases 46 to 984 code for a protein of 312 amino acids. The transcript has a single exon.